UGGUAUCAAACAAAUGAUUAUUUCUGAUCGACUAAAUAUUCCUCACAGUACAGUAUAUGAUACAAUUAAAAGAUACAAAGAAACUGGUUCUGCAGAACCUAAGGAAUGUUCUGACCAUCCAAAGAUGCUUACUAAACGUGAUAAUCAG
Molecule: messenger RNA, 148 nt
Organism: Funneliformis geosporum
Lineage: Eukaryota; Fungi; Glomeromycota; Glomeromycetes; Glomerales; Glomeraceae
Source: the annotation of a GenBank genome assembly